This is a messenger RNA of Humulus lupulus (European hop), 2343 nucleotides long. RefSeq names its product wall-associated receptor kinase 2-like. The coding region runs from base 1 to 2343 and encodes 780 amino acids. Gene Ontology annotation, molecular function: calcium ion binding; polysaccharide binding; ATP binding. Gene Ontology annotation, biological process: cell surface receptor signaling pathway; protein phosphorylation. The record is from RefSeq and is a predicted model, not a curated record. NCBI's taxonomy places the organism in Eukaryota, Viridiplantae, Streptophyta, Magnoliopsida, Rosales, Cannabaceae. Gene Ontology annotation, cellular component: plasma membrane. The transcript has 3 exons.
AUGGCUCUGCCUCAAAACCUUAUCCCACCACGACUACUUCUUCUACAGCUAACAAUACUAGUUUUAGGCACAAAAACCAUAACAUCUCAGCCCAAUAAUACUAUUAACAAUGGUUCCAGCUGCCUAGACCGGUGCGGCUCAGUUAGUAUUCUGUACCCUUUUGGGACCGCUCCUGGCUGCUACUACGACGAGUCGUUUCUUGUCACUUGCAACUACACGACGACUACAAUCAAUGCUACUACUAACUCUUCUCCAAAGUUGUUUUUACCGACGAGCAACGUUUCAAUUCUUGACAUAUCAUUAAUUGAUGGAGAAUUGAGAGUGGAAGGCCCCAUAGCCCGAAACUGUUAUAAUAAGCUCGGCAAUCUCACUAGUACUAGUAGUAGCGACUACGACACCGUUUCGAUGUUAACCAACUCCAAGUUUCCAAUAUCUUCCAGACGAAACAUGCUGGCCGCUGUUGGCUGCGACACCUUAGUGCUUAUAAGAGGUAUGAAGGGGCGGAACUACUCGGCGGGAUGCAUAGCCAUGUGUGAGCAGCUAAGCGACAUCGCAAACGGUUCUUGCUCCGGAGUCGGGUGUUGCUCGAUGAGCGUGCCCGAAGAUGUGAUCGAUUUUUUCUUGUCAGUCGAAAGCUUUACCAACCAUUCAGAAGUGUACGACUUCAACCCUUGUGACUAUUCUUUUGUGGUGGAGGAGCAAGCAUACAACUUCUCUUCGAUUGAUUUAAAAGAUUUUCAGAAGAGAGAUACGGUUCCAUUGAUUCUAGAUUGGGCUGUUGGGAAUUGGAGCUGUGAACAAGCUCAACAAAAUGAUGACUAUAGAGCUAGAGCAGCAUAUGCAUGUCAGUCUAGUUAUAGCUUUUGCUUGAACUCAACAAAUGGACAUGGAUAUCGCUGCAAAUGCUUAGAUGGUUAUCAAGGCAAUCCUUACCUUAUUGAUGGCUGCCAAGAUAUUAAUGAGUGCGAUGGACCAAACAACCCGUGUGUGGAAAGCUGCACAAAUUUGCCGGGCAGUUUUAGUUGCUCAUGUCCGAAGGGAUCUAAGGGGGACGGGACCAAAGAGGGAACGGGGUGUACCUCUACUGGGAGGGCUGUGCUCAAAAUUUCUAUUGCCUUGGGUAUUUCCAUAAGCUUGUUGUUGUUGGUUAUGGCUGGUUCUUGGACGUAUUGGGCAUUAAAUAAAAGAAAGCUCAUAAAACUCAGAGAAAAGUUCUUCCAAGAAAAUGGAGGGAUGCUCUUUCAACAACAACUUGUCCAUCAAAGAGGUUCUUCAGAAACAACCAAAAUUUUCACUGCUGAACAACUCAAAAAAGCCACCAAUAACUAUGAUCAGAGUAGAGUGCUUGGGCAGGGAGGCUAUGGAACAGUUUAUAAGGGAGUGUUGUCUGAUAAUAAGGUGGUUGCCAUAAAGAAGUCCAAAAUUGGUAACCAAAGUCAAAUUGAGCAAUUCAUAAAUGAAGUGAUUGUGCUUUCUCAAAUAAAUCACCGAAAUGUGGUAAACUUAUUAGGUUGUUGCUUAGAAACUGAAGUUCCUAUGUUAGUUUAUGAGUUCAUUACAAACGGUACUCUUUCUGCUCACAUUCAUGAUGAACACAAACAUUCUUUACUUUCAUGGGAGAUGCGUCUAAAAAUAGCAACGGAAACUGCUGGAGCCAUUGCAUACUUGCACUCCUCAACUUCAAUGCCAAUCAUACAUAGAGAUAUUAAAACUGCAAAUAUACUAUUGGAUGAAAAUUAUACCACCAAAGUUGCAGACUUUGGAGCUUCGAGGUUGGUUCCUCUUGACCAAACCCAACUCACUACUUUAGUGCAAGGAACAUUGGGUUAUUUGGAUCCAGAAUAUUUCCAAACCAGUCAGUUGACGGAAAAAAGUGAUGUUUAUAGUUUUGGAGUAGUCUUGACGGAACUAUUGACUGGCCAACAAGCAAUUUGUUUUAACAGAGAACAAACUGAUAGAAAUCUGGCCAUGUACUUCAUCUCAUCGAUGAAAGAAGGUAAAUUACUUCAAAUUCUUGAUGAACGAUUGGUCAAUGAUGGAAACAUUGAACAAUUAAAUGAAGUUGCAAAUGUAGCCAAAAGUUGCUUAAGAAUGAAUGGAGAGGAGAGGCCUACAAUGAAGGAAGUUGCAAUCAAGCUAGAGGGAUUGAUCAAACAAACCAGCGGAAUGCAUCAAUGGGGGCAGGAUCAUUACGAUCCUUUAACCAUCAGUUCAGAACAUAUCAAAUACCUGCUCAAUCCUUCUAAUUUGGGAGAGCAUAACAAUGGCGCUACUUCAACCAUGACAACAUCAGAGUUUGAUAGCACGAUUGUCCAGAUGGUAACGCAGCCAAGUGGGCGAUAA